This is a messenger RNA of Vitis riparia (riverbank grape), 585 nucleotides long. RefSeq lists its product as uncharacterized. The coding region runs from base 1 to 549 and encodes 182 amino acids. Lineage: Eukaryota; Viridiplantae; Streptophyta; Magnoliopsida; Vitales; Vitaceae. The transcript has a single exon. The record is from RefSeq and is a predicted model, not a curated record.
AUGGCAAACUAUUUCAACCACCACUACCCCUUACCUCAACAAGUGAUCCAGCACAAGUCCCACCCAUGGCAUCCUCUGACCCUUCUCUCCACCCCACCUUACUAUGGGGGUGGGUUCACUUGUGAUGCUUGUCGACAUGGUGGCCAUGAUUUUACCUACCACUGCCCCACUUGCCACUAUGACCUUCAUGUUGGAUGUGCUUCUCUGCCUGAAACAGUGAUACGUGGAGAUCAUCAACACCCACUUACUCUCUUCUACUGUGGAUACAAAGAGGAAGGCAACACCUUCAUCUGUGAUGUCUGCCAUGGCAAUGUCCCCGACGGCUGCUGGAUCUACUACUGCAAGAGUUGUGAUUAUGGGACUCAUUUGGGCUGCGCUACAGCUGAAGCAAAUCCAGUGGCAGAAGAAGAAGAAGAAGAAGGAACAGAAGAAUAUUCCAUGGCUGAAGCUGAAAGUCGAUUAAAACUGCUUCAACUUCAAAUGCAAUUGGCUCAACAAAAUGCAGAGAGUAUAAUUGAUGCAGCACGGAUGUUGUCCAGACUAACUUAAGAGGUUUUAAGCCUCUUAUCGUGAGUUAUUAUUAUA